This is a messenger RNA of Suillus fuscotomentosus, 1044 nucleotides long. RefSeq lists its product as uncharacterized. The coding region runs from base 214 to 972 and encodes 252 amino acids. The record is from RefSeq and is a predicted model, not a curated record. The transcript is spliced from 2 exons. Lineage: Eukaryota; Fungi; Basidiomycota; Agaricomycetes; Boletales; Suillaceae.
CAAAUCCAUCAUCGUUGCCGGCGGUACGGAGUACUCUUUUAUCCUGUAAAACAUAAACAUAUUUCAUCGCAGACGUCCAGACAAAUCCCCAGCGCCUCAAUAAGCACGCCAUUCUCAUCAUUGGCACGGUCAGAUGGCAUAUCAACUCAUUAUAAGAGGUCAAAGGCGAGCACGGAUACGUUAACAUCCAUUUUGCCUUCUUCACACUCAUCGAUGAGCAUUGGUGGAGGAGCACCGACAAACGGGCUACUGCCAGGUGACGGAAUUACCACUUUAACGCCACCUGUAAGCGCGGGCCGGACUUUCGACCCUUCAAAUAGUGAUUCCACUGCGAGCGUCUCGUCAGAUACUAGUCCUUCACCUCCUAGUGACGAAUCUUGGCCUAGUCCAAGAGAUCUUACCUCAAUAAAACUGCCGAGAUCGCUGCCUUCGGUCAUAUUUGCCUUACCUUCAUCCACAUCUAUCCCGCCACCUUUGACUAUACCGACUUCGCCACAAUUAAUGAUACCGACUUCGCCAAGUAUUAAUUUAUCCAUACUCACUUCGCUACUUUCAUCUAUACUCAGCUCGCCACCUUCGUCCAUACCAACUUCUCUACCAUUUAUACCGGAAACAUUGACCACUAGAACCUCUUCUCCAUCUACAACGUCGGUCACGAAUCUUUCCACUCCGGGCCAAGAAACAUCCAGCCAACAGUCAACUUCAGACAAUCCCCAAAACGUUACUCCGCAAUCCUCGCAGACUAGUUCCUCUGAUUCACCAACUCCCGCGUUACCAACCACGUUCCCCGGAGGCUCUCCAACAACAGUGCCAGGUGCACAAUCUUCCCAUAUCCCGCAAUCUCCGUGUGGAAGCUCUGUGAACAUUCCAAUUACAACUGGGAAUGAUUUCACAGUCUCAUCCACAUAUUCACCUACGCCCUCUGGCGGUCCCGUAGGCAACCCGUCUUCUACUACUCUUCACUCGCCGUAAGUCCUUAGAGCUAUGACCGAAAGGUGUUGACCUUAUUGUGUGAUUCUAAGCUUCACCGGAGUUGCAAAAAAU